Molecule: messenger RNA, 1506 nt
Organism: Engraulis encrasicolus (European anchovy)
Lineage: Eukaryota; Metazoa; Chordata; Actinopteri; Clupeiformes; Engraulidae
Gene: wdfy2
Product: WD repeat and FYVE domain containing 2
Exons: 12
Coding region: 219-1427 (402 amino acids)
Biological process (GO): positive regulation of fat cell differentiation; positive regulation of protein phosphorylation
Cellular component (GO): early endosome
Molecular function (GO): protein binding; metal ion binding
Source: RefSeq, a predicted model, not a curated record
UAGUGCACUGCCUGUCACAACACUCAUACACACAAACACACACCCUGGAGGAGCAGAACCGAGUCCGUUUACCGGGGGACGAAUGGCAUGUUUUUACUCGCGAGGCGACGCCAGCUGACAGCGACCCGGUUUCAGCCCCGGUAGAAGAGAGAGUGGGUGCGUGUGUCUGAGAACGUGAGUCCCGGUUGAUUGGCAUCGAGAUUAGAUUCUAGAUCGCCAUGGCUGCCGACACCACCGCAGCCCCUCGCGCCCAGGCCCGUAAACCGGAGUUGCUGAGCCAGAUCGAGACACCGCAGGAGCUCGCGACCGCCGCCGUCAUCAUCCCGAAGGAGGACGGAGUCAUCAGCGUGUCUGACGACAGGGCCAUCCGUGUGUGGUUGAAGAGGGACAGUGGUCAGUAUUGGCCCAGCGUUUACCACAGCAUGCCAGUGGCGUGUUCGUGUAUGUCCUUUAAUCCUGAGACGCGUCGUCUGUCGGUUGGGAUGGACAACGGCGUCGUACUGGACUUCAUCCUGUCAGAGGACUACAACAAGAUGACUCCUGCACACACAUACCAAGCCCAUACCUGUAAGGUGACUGCUGUGUUGUUCGUGCUGGAGAUGGAGUGGAUUCUCUCGGCUGCUCAGGACCGCUCUCUGUGUUGGCACUGCACUGAACGAGGACACCUGCUGGGCACACACAGAACUGCAGCCUACAUCACCGGAUUACAAUUCGACGUGGAGACGCGUCACGUGUUUGUGGGCGAGCAGUCGGGUCAGGUGACAAUCCUCAAACUUGACGCCGACGCCUGCACGCUCGUCACGACGUUUAAAGGACACACAGGGAGUGUGUCGGCGUUGUGUUGGGACUCGUUGGCGCGCGUCCUGUUCUCCGGAAGUUCCGAUCGCUCCAUCAUCAUGUGGGACAUCGGGGGGCGAAAGGGGACGGCCAUCGAACUACAGGGACACAGUGAUCGUGUGCAGGGCUUGUGUUAUGCUCCACACACACGUCAGCUGAUCUCUUGUGGAUCCGACGGAGGAAUCGUCAUCUGGGACAUGGAGGUGGACAGACAAGAGACUCCUGAGUGGCUGGAUAGUGACUCGUGUCAGGUGUGUGAGCAGCCGUUCUUCUGGAACUUCAAGCAGAUGUGGGACACCAAGAAGAUCGGACUCCGACAGCAUCACUGCAGGCGUUGUGGUAAAGCGGUGUGUGGUAAAUGUUCGUCUCGGCGUUCUACGAUUCCUCUGAUGGGAUUCGAGUUUCCAGUGAGAGUGUGUGACGCCUGUCACGAGAACAUCACCGAACAAGAGCGAGCUCCCACAGCUACGUUCCAUGAGAGUAAACACAGUGUCGUCCACAUGCACUACGAACCCACACGCAGCUGGCUGCUCACAUGCGGAACAGACCGCACCAUCAAGCUGUGGGACAUGAGUCCUGUGGUUUCGUGAGUGUGUGUGUGUUCUGGCAGAGCAUCGCUGGUUACCAAGGGAACAGGGAUCAAUCAACACUGGUUACCAAGGGAACAGG